Molecule: messenger RNA, 1734 nt
Organism: Eupeodes corollae
Lineage: Eukaryota; Metazoa; Arthropoda; Insecta; Diptera; Syrphidae
Product: 4-hydroxybutyrate coenzyme A transferase
Exons: 5
Coding region: 207-1616 (469 amino acids)
Biological process (GO): acetate metabolic process
Cellular component (GO): mitochondrion
Molecular function (GO): acetate CoA-transferase activity
Source: RefSeq, a predicted model, not a curated record
UUCAGUUUUUCAAGUCGGUUGGUUGGUGUUGUCUCGUCCCGUCGGAACAUUUUCAUUAUACAAAUUUGUUUCGAUUGCAAGGGAACAAAAGUGAUCAUCUACUGCAAUCUUCAAUCAACUAUUUUCCCCUUAAUCUUCAAAGCCUAGACCUCUAGAUUUUCUCUAGCCCUUGACAAUAAUUCUUUAUCAUAACAAACUAUAUUAAAAUGGCGUCUAUGCUUUGCAAUAAUUUAGUUCGCUUUAAUCGUCAUGGAGUUACGGCCGUUCAAAAAAUUAAUAAUUUCUUCACCUACUCCAAUGAGUUAUCUCAUCCCCUGGACAGGAAGCCACCAAUUGUGUCUGCCAAAGAAGCAGUUGCAUGCGUAAAACCAGGCAACUUGAUCUUCUGCAGCGGUGCAGCAGCAACUCCAAAUGCUCUUAUUUCCGCAUUGGUGGAGAACAGUGACCAACUUAAAGAUGUAACAUUUUGUCACAUGCAUACCGAAGGUCCCGCUGGGUAUGUGGCACCAGAUAAAGCAAAUAUUUUCCGUUCUGCGUCGUUUUUCAUGGGCGGCAACGUUCGCAAAGCUGUUGCUGACGGACGCGGCGAUAAUAUGGCUAUCUUUUUGCAAGACAUUCCUCAAUUGUUCGUUAGGAAAAUCUAUCAACCCGAUGUAGCCUUCAUCCAUGUUUCGCCCAUAGAUCAACAUGGUUAUUGUUCGUUAGGAACAAGUGUGGAUUGUGUUCGAGCUGCAUUACAGCACUCGAAAAUUAUCGUAGCUCAAAUAAACAAAAAAAUGCCUCGAACAUUUGGUGACUCGAUUAUUCAUUCAUCGCAUUUUGAUUUCGCUGUUGAAAUUGAUGAACCAUUGCCAUGUCAUGGUAGUAAAAAACCAACAGAGGUGGAAACUAAAAUUGGAAAAAUAAUAGCCGAAAAUUUGGUGGAAGAUGGAGCAACUCUUCAAAUGGGUAUUGGAAGCAUUCCAGAUGCUGUUCUCAAUGCCCUACACGGCCACAAGGACCUAGGUAUUCAUUCAGAGAUGUUUGCUAAUGGUGUUGUGGAUUUGGUGGCAAAGGGCUGUGUUACCAACUCCCAAAAGAAAACGCAUAAGGGUAGGAUCGUGGGAUCUUUCCUUAUUGGAGACCAAAAACUAUACGACUUUGUAGAUAACAAUCCAUUUAUUGAAAUGCUAACAAUUGACUAUGUCAACGGCACUAACGUUAUUCGUCAACUUCCAAAGAUGACUGCCAUUAACUCCUGUAUUGAAGUUGACUUGACCGGUCAAGUUUGCUCUGACUCUAUCGGAACACGAUUUUACUCUGGAUUUGGUGGCCAAGUUGAUUUCAUUCGAGGUGCCGCCGAAGGAACAGAUGGACGAGGUAAACCAAUCAUUGCAAUGCCGUCGAUAACAAACAAGGGUGAGAGCAAGAUUUCACCUAUUCUGAAGCCAGGUGCUGGAGUUGUAACUUCAAGGGCUCAUGUUCACUAUGUUGUCACCGAAUUUGGUAUUGCUUCGUUGUUCGGAAAGACUAUGCGUCAACGUGCACACGCAUUGAUUCAGGUCGCUCAUCCUAAUCAUCGUGAAGCUUUAGAAAAAGCUGCAUUUGAACGAUUGCACCAAAUGCCAUCGCCUUAAAUUAACUCCUUUUCUUUUUCAUAAAUAUUAUGUUUAAAAUGUUUAAACUUUUUUGUGAAUUUUGUAAAAAAGAAAAAAGUUUUUAUUUGCAUUUGUACAGACGAAGUCGUUAUAGGAU